AUGAGGUCAAUUUUCCGCACAGCAGGCGUCUUUGGCCUACUAGCAGGUGCAACACAAGCGAUCCAAGUCGACUUCUCCAGCGAUGACUCUAUCAAAUCAGCAGCGAGCACAAUCGCUUUUGGCUUAUUAAAAUACUACACAGGAAACAACACGGGGGAUGUGCCAGGAAACUUGCCGGAUCCGUACUUUUGGUGGGAGGCCGGAGCUAUGUUCGGAACGAUGGUGGAUUAUUGGUUCUACACGGGAGACGACACAUACAACGACGUAACAAUGCAAGCAUUACUGCACCAAGUCGGAGAUGACCAAGACUUCAUGCCGCAGAACCAGACGAGGACAGAAGGAAACGAUGAUCAGGGUUUCUGGGCAAUGGCGGCAAUGACAGCAGCGGAGAACAACUUUCCCGAUCCACCCUCAGGUCAACCGCAAUGGCUAGCACUAGCACAGGCAGUGUUUAACGAGUAUGUGGACCGUUGGGAUACAGAAACAUGUGGUGGCGGGUUGAGGUGGCAGAUAUUCACGUUUAACAAUGGCUUCAACUACAAGAACUCGAUCUCAAAUGGCUGCUUCUUCAAUGUUGCUUCCCGCCUGGCCAGGUUCACAGGAAACCAGACAUACGCAGAUUGGGCCGAGAAAGUAUACGACUGGAUGUCAGAUACCGGCCUCAUCACCGAAGACUUCAAAGUCUUUGACGGUGCGCAGGUAGACUCUAACUGCACAGAGCUCGACCAAGCCCAAUGGACCUACAACGCCGGCAUCUUCCUGCACGGCUCGGCCGUAAUGUACAACUUCACAGGCGGCUCCGACAUAUGGAAGACUCGCGUGCAGGGCCUCCUGAACCAGACCGCCGGGUUUCACUUCGACAACGGCAUCAUGGUCGAGAAGCCGUGCGAGGGGGGCGGCUUCUGCGACACCGACCAGCAGAGCUUCAAAGCCUACCUGACGCGCUGGAUGGCGGGGACGACGCAGAUGGCGCCCUUCACCUUCGACACGAUCAUGCCGCUCCUAAAGUCGACGGCGACAGCCGCGGCCGCCAUGUGCAACGGGUCCCCCUCUUCGCCGGCGGCGUACAAAGGCCCCGCAGGCACGGCGUGCGGGUUCCAGUGGACCCAGAGCCCGACGUUCGACAACAUGGCCGGCGUCGGCGAGCAGCAGAGCGCCCUCGCCGCCGUCAUGUACAACCUAGUCAAGAAGACAUCGCCAGCGCCCGUCACGGCCGACACGGGCGGCACCAGCCAGGGCAACGUCAACGCCGGCGCCUCCACCCAGGACAAGAUGCCCGUCCUCGAGCCCGUCACCAUGACGGAGAAGGUCGCCGCGGGCUUCAUCACAUCGGCGCUCGCGCUGAGUGUGCUGGGUGCGUGUGUUUUUGUUAUUAAAUAA
Molecule: messenger RNA, 1380 nt
Organism: Truncatella angustata
Lineage: Eukaryota; Fungi; Ascomycota; Sordariomycetes; Amphisphaeriales; Sporocadaceae
Product: cell wall glycosyl hydrolase
Exons: 1
Coding region: 1-1380 (459 amino acids)
Biological process (GO): fungal-type cell wall biogenesis; carbohydrate catabolic process
Molecular function (GO): mannan endo-1,6-alpha-mannosidase activity
Source: RefSeq, a predicted model, not a curated record